Molecule: messenger RNA, 744 nt
Organism: Anoplopoma fimbria (sablefish)
Lineage: Eukaryota; Metazoa; Chordata; Actinopteri; Perciformes; Anoplopomatidae
Product: paired box protein Pax-5-like
Exons: 7
Coding region: 1-720 (239 amino acids)
Biological process (GO): regulation of transcription by RNA polymerase II; anatomical structure development
Molecular function (GO): DNA-binding transcription factor activity, RNA polymerase II-specific; RNA polymerase II cis-regulatory region sequence-specific DNA binding
Source: RefSeq, a predicted model, not a curated record
AUGGACGCACACUGUGGACAGGUGCCGCUCACCGUUACGCACAGGUACGGCGGGGUGAACCAGCUCGGCGGUGUCUUCAUUAACGGACGCCCGUUACCGCACCUGGUGAGGCAGCACAUCGUGGAGCUGGCGCAGCGGGGCGUGCGUCCCUGUGAGAUCUCCCGCCGCCUGCGCGUCAGCCACGGCUGUGUCAGCAAGAUCCUGGCCAGGUACAAUGACACAGGAAGCAUCAGACCGGGGAUGAUCGGAGGCUCUAAACCCAAAGUGGCCACUCCCAGAGUUGUGCAGAUGAUCCUCCAUCUGAAACACAAUAAUCCCACCAUGUUCGCCUGGGAGAUCCGAGACAGGCUGUUGCUGGAGCGAGUGUGCAACCAUGAUGGCGUGCCCAGCAUCAGCUCCAUCAACAGGAUCAUCAGAAACAAAGUACAGUCCGAGUCUUGUGAAGUUGUGUCAUCGGCAUCAUCUGUUGCCAUGGGAACAGCCUAUUCCUCUGAGUCCACCUAUUCCAUCAGUGGAAUUCUGGGAAUCAGGAAAUGCAGCAAACAUAAGGAAGGAGGGGACGUCUCCUGCUGCUUCUACAACGACCUGCCAUGUUCCUGUAAUGAAGCCUGGGGAUGGUCCAACCCCUGCCUGGCCUCUAUUUCCAGCCUCACCUUUUACCCUGGUCUGCAAGCUAAUCAUGAUCCAGACCUCUUAGGGCCUCCGUGUCAUUACAGCUGAACGGAGCUGCAAAAGACCUCCUGA